This is a messenger RNA of Stegostoma tigrinum, 10654 nucleotides long. RefSeq names its product pecanex-like protein 3. Gene Ontology annotation, cellular component: membrane. NCBI's taxonomy places the organism in Eukaryota, Metazoa, Chordata, Chondrichthyes, Orectolobiformes, Stegostomatidae. The transcript has 33 exons. Bases 25 to 6279 code for a protein of 2084 amino acids. The record is from RefSeq and is a predicted model, not a curated record.
AGGGAUCCAGGGGGAGGAGUGGAGAUGACCGUGUUUCGGAAGAAUAACACCACACCGCCCGUGCGGUGCAGCUCGCAGCAUUCUGUCUUCGGUUUCAACCAAGUGUCGGAUUUAUUGCCUCACUUGGAAGACAGUGCAACCUCUAAAGGGAUCAGAGAUUUGGUCCGCGAACAAGGCAGUAAAAAUGUAAUUGUCACAUCAGCUGACAGAGAGUUACUGAAACUGAACAUGCUAGAUACAGCAGAUUCACCAACGCUGCAUGCGACCAGCGAGGGUCCUCUGCCCCAAGAGAUGGCCCAACUGGACACACAGCCUUCAGCCAAAAGAAUAUCCUCACUACCUGUCCAGCCGUCCCCAGGACCUGCCUUGUCCCCACCGCCCUGCGGCCUGGCAGUGCCUGACAUGCGGGUGCACCCGUUGCCCGUCGGCCUGCUGGACCAGCUCGGGGCCUGGCGUUCCGGCGACUCCGAGAGCCUGUGCAAUGCCCUGCUGGGCCCCUUGCUGUGCGACCGCCUGGCGGGAGACCCAGUCGGGAAGGCACCGGACCCGGCUCUGGCCGGCCCUGGCAGGGAGGGCGGUGGCGGACACGAGGGAACCCGGGGGAAGGAGCCACCGCCACCGGAGGGAGGGGGUCUCGAGGCUUUGGGCGCCAAGGCGGCCGGUUCCACCGACAGCUGCUUCAGCGGCACCGACCGGGAGACUCAGAGCACCGUCAGCAGCUACAGGAGCGAGAAGACCAGCUCCACUCGCCUGGAAAGCCCCUCCCUCACCCCGCAGCCGGACCCCGAGGCCAUGGGCGCCAGGCCUGGCAGCGAUACAGACAACUUCUCAGACAGCGAGGUGGUCGCCACCCCAGAUCCUGGCCCCUCGGCCGAGGGGAUCUCACGGUUCCCCUUUGUCGGCCCCAGCAGUGAGAUCCUGACUGGGGGAGGGGACGACCCCCUGACCACCUGGCUGAGCGCCCCUUCCCCCGGGACCCUCGCCUUGGCCGACCCUUCCCAGCAUGCCCCGCUGCAGGUGGAGAGGGCAGUGAGGCCCAAGGAGCUGAACCUACUGGGCCGGGGGCCAGCACGGCGCUCCGGCAGGAGGAAGGGCGCCAGGAGGCAUGGCGGCAGCACCGGCAGCUUUGAUUACCGGCGGGAUUACGCGCCGAUCAGGACGGCUCUUGGCGCAAAGGCCUACAGUGAGGGCUUCUUUGAGGAUGAGGACUCAAGUGACCAGAGCGACCUGAGCCAUGCUUCCAGCCUGCGCUCACAGCCCAACUACAGCAGCUCCUCCAGCUCGUCCAGCGUCACCUCGCAGUCCUGCUCCUCCCCCGAUGCAAAGCGGCCGCAGGGCAGGCGGAGGAACCCGGCCCGCUCUGAUCCCGAGCCCGCCCCGGCUCUGGCACCCCCGCCUCCCUCCGAGCCUCCCGCUGGUGCCAAGACCCAUGCCCGGGUGCUGAGUAUGGACAGUGGGGCUGGCGCGGGGCCGCUGGAGCUGGGUCCCGGCAGUACCCGCACCCUGACCGCCUCCAAGUCCGACCUGGAGGCCCGGGACGUCGAGCCGCGCUGGAGGGAGCGGUUCUCCCGGAGGCUGGAGUCUAUCGGCAGUGCCUGGAGCCAGUCGGAGGGGGCGGUUGGUGGAGCACCAGCUCCGGAAGAACCUGGGAGACGGGAACCUACCAGCAGUGUGAAGAGGACACAGGCAAUGAGGCGAAGGCACAACGCAGGCAGCAACCCAACACCUCCACCCUCUAUCAUGGGCUCACCGCCAAGCCUGCAGGACAUCCAGAGGAACCGGACGGCGUCCCAGUCGCGAACCCACGCGCUCCCUGCAGCCCUGCACUUUGCCAGCUCGCUGCUGCUCUCUCGGGGCCCUGUGCACGAGGCUUCCAACUUUGAUGACACCUCGGACGGAGCAGUUCACUACUUCUACGAUGAAGCUGGCAUCCGCAGAUCCUACACCUUUGGUCCGACGGGAGGUGGCUACGAGAAUCCAGUGGGGCAACAAAUGAGCCUGGAGCAUAUCUCCAACAACGCUUGGGAUCAUCAGUCCCACUCUUCCAGCUUCACGUCUGCCGACGCUCCGGAGGGAAUGCCACCGCUGUCACUCCUCCAGCCCCGGCCCGUGGUUCUUCAGGGCAUGCAGGUCCGUAAUGUGCCGUUGGAGAUUCCUGAGUUGGAUUUUCUGGAUCAGGAAUCUCUCCAUGAAUCCCAGGAAAACACGCUAAUGAUAGAAGAGAAGAACAGGAACAAACAGUACUACAAGUUCUGGCUGCUGCCUUGGAAGUGGAUACGAAUCCGUUACGACCGCCUGGCACUGCUGGCUUUGCUCGACAGAAACCGACUGGCCCGUGAGAAUGUGGUGGCUGUCAGCCUGGCUGCCCUGGUGGCUUUUCUGGGCUUCAUGCUUCUCCUUGAGGGCUUCUUCAGGGACAUCUGGGUGUUCCAGUUCUGCCUGGUCAUUGCCAGCUGCCAGUAUUCGCUGUUGAAGAGUGUUCAGCCUGAUGCAGCCUCUCCGAUGCACGGUCACAACUGGAUCAUUGCGUACAGCCGGCCAGUCUACUUCUGUAUGUGCUGCGCCAUGAUUUGGCUCUUCGACUUUGGCAGCCGGAGUAGCGAUCUCCAGCCCAUCAGCCUGUAUGGUGUCACACUCUUCUCUGCCCAGUCCUUUGCCUGUGCUCGGGAUGUGGUGAUUGUUUUCACGCUGUGUUUUCCAGCCAUUUUCCUCCUCGGGCUCUUGCCUCAAGUCAACACUUUCUUCAUGUACUUGUUGGAACAGCUCGACAUGCAUGCCUUCGGGGGCACUGCUACAACCAGCCCCAUGUCUGCAUUCUACAGCUUUGUACGCAGCCUGCUGGUCGCUGCCCUCCUGUACGGAUUCUGCUUUGGGGCUGUGAAGGUUCCUUGGGAAGCCCAGCAUGUGCCAGUUUUGUUUUCCGUCUUCUGUGGCCUUCUAGUUGCACUUUCGUACCACCUCAGCCGACAAAGCAGCGAUCCCACCACCCUGUGGGCUCUGAUCCGCUCCAGGUUUUUCCCCGAGUUGGACAAUCGUAAUCCCGAGGAUCCGCUGCUGGAAAUCCAGGACCCACUCCCAGCAAAGCUCAAGAGCUCAGUGAGAGAGAUCCUUCAUUCAGACCUGGUCAUGUGCCCGGUGAUUGCCAUCAUAACCUUCGCAAUCAGUGCCAGCACGGUCUUUAUCGCACUUCAGCCGGUCCUGAGUUACGUGCUCUACGCCCUGGCUGGCUUGGUUGGAUUCCUGACACAUUACCUCCUCCCACAGCUCCGUAAGCAGCUCCCGUGGUGCUGUCUCUCUCACCCGAUGCUGAAAUCCAGGGAGUACAGCCAGUUUGAGGUCCGAGAUGCAGCGCAGCUCAUGUGGUUUGAGAAGGUCUAUGCCUGGCUCCAGUGCAUGGAGAAGUACUUCAUCUACCCAGCAGUCAUCCUCAGUGCCCUCACCACCGACGCCAGUGCUGUCAGCAGCCACCGCAAGCUCGGAACAUACAGUGACCCGCUGUUUAUAACAGUGGCCGGGAUGAAGCUCCUCCGCUCCUCCUUCUGCUGCCCCUGCCAUCAGUACGUGACCCUCAGCUUCACCGUCCUCUUCUUCCGCUUCGACUACAGCCACUUCUCCGAGACCUUUCUGCUCGACUAUUACUUCAUGUCCGUCAUCUGCAGCAAGCUCUGGGACUUGCUGUACAAACUGCAUUUUGUGCUGACCUACAUCGCCCCCUGGCAGAUCACGUGGGGCUCUGCAUUCCAUGCCUUCGCCCAGCCGUUCGCCGUGCCUCACUCUGCGAUGCUUUUCGUCCAGGCUGUGCUCUCAGCUUUUGUCUCCACUCCCUUGAACCCCCUCCUCGGCAGUGCUGUGUUCAUCACCUCUUAUGCCAGGCCGGUGAAAUUUUGGGAGCGAGAUUACAACACCAAGAGGGUCGACCAUUCUAACACUCGACUAGCCACGCAACUGGACAGGAACCCAGGAGCCGACGACAACAAUCUCAACUCUAUCUUCUACGAGCACCUGACCCGCUCGCUGCAGCACAGCUUGUGUGGGGACCUGCUCCUGGGCCGCUGGGGGAACUACGCCAUGGGCGACUGCUUCAUCCUGGCAUCGGAUUACUUGAACGCGUUGGUUCACCUGAUUGAGAUCGGCAACGGGAUCGUGACCUUUCAGCUGCGAGGCCUGGAGUUCCGAGGCACCUACUGCCAGCAGAGGGAGGUGGAGGCCAUUACUGAGGGAGUGGAGGAAGAUGAAGGCUGCUGCUGCUGUGAGCCUGGUCACCUACCGCACAUGCUGUCCUUCAACGCCGCCUUUGGACAGCGCUGGCUGGCCUGGGAGGUCGCUGCCACUAAGUACGUCCUGGAGGGCUACAGCAUCAGCGACAACAACGCCGCCUCCAUGCUGCAGGUUUUCGACCUCCGCAAGAUCCUUAUCACUUACUACGUCAAGAGUAUAAUCUAUUAUGUGAUCCGCUCUCCGAAGCUGGAGGAAUGGGUGAAGAAUGAUGCGAUCCAGGAGGCGCUGCAUGCGUGCUCUAGCCCCAGCUAUGCUGACAGCGAUCCCACCUUCAACCAUAACAUUGAUGAGGACUACGACCACCGCAUGCAAGGCAUCUCCCUGGCCUCUUUCUGCAACGUUUACCUCGAAUGGAUCCAGUACUGCGCCAGUCGGAAGGACAAGUCUGUGGAGAACGACAGGAACUCUCACCUGGUGACCCUGUGUUUCGGACUCUGCAUUCUGGGUCGGAGAGCCCUGGGGACGGCGUCUCACAGCAUGUCAGCCAGCCUGGAGCCGUUCCUGUACGGGCUGCACGCCCUGUUCAAAGGCGAUUUCCGGAUCACUUGCCCCCGGGACGAGUGGGUUUUUGUCGACAUGGAGUUGCUGCAGAAGGUGGUGGCUCCUGGGGUUCGGAUGUCGCUGAAGCUGCAUCAGGAUCACUUCACAUCCCCUGAUGAGUACGAUGACCCUGCCGUGCUGUACGAUGCCAUCACCAGCAAUGACGAGAAGAUGGUGAUCUCCCACGAGGGUGACCCGGCAUGGCGUAAUGCCAUACUCACCAACACCCAGUCGCUGCUAGCACUGCGCCAUGUGAUGGAUGAUGGCAGCGACGAGUACAAGAUCAUCAUGCUCAAUAAGCGAUACCUCAGCUUCCGUGUCAUUAAGGUGAACCGGGAGUGUGUGCGCGGCCUGUGGUCGGGGCAACAGCAGGAGCUGGUAUUCCUGCGCAAUCGGAACCCGGAGCGCGGCAGCAUCCAGAACGCCAAGCAGGCCCUGCGCAACAUGAUCAAUUCCUCGUGCGACCAGCCCAUCGGCUACCCCAUCUACGUCUCGCCGCUGACCACCUCGUACGCAGGGCAGCACAGCCAGCUUCGCAGCAUCUGGGGGGAGCCGGUCAGCCUGAGGAACAUCUCCAGCUGGUUCAUCUCCAGCUGGGAAAGGCUGCAGAAGGGAUGUGGUGCGGGCUGCAACAGCGGGGGCAACAUUGAGGACUCGGACUGCGGAGGGGGCUCCUCGUCCGUCAGCAACAACCCAACCGUGCACGUCACCCACAGCAGCACCUCGCAGAGUGGGGUAGGAGCUGUAAACCCUCAGGGGCCUGUCGCCACAAGCCAGCCUCAGUCAGGUGCGCAGGCCCUGCACCCCUUCCAGGAUUCCUUCGGUAUUCCUCAACUUCUCGAAACGAAAAGAACAGGAAGUGAUGCCAGCUCUCAGCCUGGCCCGCCCUGGUCCUCUCGGCCGCAGCCGCCACAGCUUUCGCUUUUAACCCAGUCAGAGCCUCGGAGGGAGAACAGCAAUUCCUUGCAAAGGACUUCCUCCAUUCAGGGACUUCUAGGUGAAAGGUUGUCCUCCAGCCAGCUUUCGUUCAACAGCACGCAGGCAGACCGCUUCCCAACGGCCACCCAGCUGGAUGGACCCGGGCCGGUCCGGGUCCUCCACCGCGCCAGCUUGACCUCCUCUGUCAAUCUCCCCUACGAGGGGCCACACGGCAAGUGGAUCUUGCCGGGCCGGAGAGGGGUCAACGGAUUGCCGAGCACCGACUGGGACGUUGGCUCUGGGGCCCAGUCCAACGGCAGCGCCGUGGGGACGCCAGCCAAAGGAAGCCUGCCGCAAUCCCAGGUGCCUUGUCAUCCACCGUGCGACCUCAGUCAAGUCCCUGAAGGGGAUGCCUUUUCGCUGAGAUUGGAUCAGGAUGCCACCCCGCUGCCCAGAGGAGGGGGCCAUGACUUGAAGGAAUGGGAGCCGAAGGAGGAGCCAGAGAACACAGCAGUGCAGUCGCUGCUGGCCCACCAGUUCUAAGUGCAGAAGCACAGUUGGGGAGUAGUAGUCCCUCUGGUUUACAUGCUGCAUCUCACAUCUCUCUCGCGGUCUCUGUCUCACGCACUCUGUCUCUGUUAGUCUCUCUCUCUCUCUCUCUCUCUCUCUCUCUCGCGCUCCCUGUUUCAGUCUGUGUCUCUCUCUCUCUCUCUCUCUCUCUCCCUCUCUCUCUCUCUCUCUCUCUCUCUCUCUUGCGCGCGCUCCCUGUUUCUGUCUGUCUGUCUCCCUCCCCCCCUCUCUCUCUCUCUCGCUCCCUGUUUCUCUGUCUCUCUCUCUCUCGCUCCCUGUUUCUCUGUCUCUCUCUCUCUCUCUCUCUCUCUCUCUCUGGCUCCUUGUUUCUGUCUCUCUCUCUCUCUCUCUCUCUCUCUCUCGCGCGCUCCUUGUUUCUGUCUGUCUCUCUCUCGCGCUCCUUGUUUCUGUCUGUCUCUCUCUCACGCUCACCGUCUGCCUGUCUGUCUGUCUCUCUCUCUCUCGCAUGCUGUGUCUCUGUGUCCCACAUAUCACAGUCACCCUGUGCACUGCACUUGUGGGCAGUCUUUAACGAUGAGAUUGCACCCAGGAGGGAGGCUGGGGAGCAGGUUGAUGUGUAUCUUACUGAUCGCUGGCCCCUUACUCAAGGAUUGAUGCUCAUGUGAGGACCUCCCCAGUUCCAGAAGAGCCCUGAAGAGUUUGGAGAAGUUGGGGCAUGCCUUCCAUCUCUUUCAAUCCCAGUGGGCUUAGUGGCCUGGUGCGCGAGGUGUGUGGAGCCCAGCAAAGGUCGAGCUACAACAGGCCUGUGUUUGGUUGAGGUGGUCAGUUCAGGUUUACCUUUACUGCAUUUUUAAAAACAACGCUCCCCCCCCCCCCACCCCGAACAACUCCAAUGGUUUGUCAGUCAGGUACUGUGGGCAAGUGACAUCCAACAGACCAUGCGCUGCAAAAGCUGGAGUGCGGUGUGUGAUUUGAACUAACUGUUGGCCAUGUGGGUUGCUGUUUUAUUGCCAGUUGUUGGGGGCUAGUGCUUUUGGCCCUCAGGUGGGAGAUGAUACAGAAGGCUGACAGAACCACCUGCAGAGCUCUAACACUGCUGCGAUGAUUGGCCACAAGUCUCCAGGACAGUUCCUCCCAGCCUUUUAAACCAAGCACAAUCCUGUUAGACACUAGCUCCCUCACUUUUUGUGAAUCCACUUGGACUAGAAGCUUUGUAGAAACUUCCAGGAGACCUUUGUCCCUCAAAUAGCCUGGAAUCGGAGUGACAGGUCAGUUCUUUUUGAAAGGUUGCCACCGACUGAAAAACCUAAUCAAGGUCUCUCUAUGUUUCCUCUGUCUCUCCCACUCUCUGUCUCUCCCGCUUUAACUUUGUCACCAUAUUGUGCAGCCCAUUUCUGGGGUUCGUGGUGGAGGAAAGGGUUAGUUCAUGACUCUUUUUUUAUUUUUUUAAAGUUCUUUGUCAAGGAUUCUGUUUCCCUGGGGCCGCGGUGGGUCGAAUCCCAUCCCAGGCUUGCUCCACAGUAGACCUGGGGAGCAGGGAUGGAGGUGUGGUCCUCGGGUUUUGGACCCUUUCUCUCAUCCGUCAAUGUGCUCUGCGUGGGUGAAUAUCUCCUUGGGGCUGGUGAGCAGCAAGCACACUGCUACCUUCGAACAGUCUGCCAGCCACGCACUCUCUUUCGGAUUUUAGUUUGGUGCUGGUUUUGCUUGUGAGCGAGUGGGCUGUUCCUGUGCUCUUCCAUACCUCGUUCAUGCGCUUUGUAACUAUAGCCGAGCGGAGGACACCACCCGAAUGCCUCCAGCUGAUCAAGAGUAGACACAGGCGUACCCUAAUAUUCUCCCCAAUGUGACCCACUUUGAAUCUUGGAAAUUGUUCUGACCCCUUGGAGAAAACCCGAGACACCUGGAGAGGAGUGGGACUGUGAGCGGUUGGGGGCCCAUAAGUGGGCAUUUGCUAACUUGGAGCUGGGAACUGCGAAAUCUGGGCUCAGUCCCGUGGGCACAUGAGGCCCACGUCCCUCUGGAAAGCCGUUGGCUAGGAAGUUAAACCCACAGCCUCCCAUCUCUAACCUUGGGAACUGCAUGGCCGUUUCAGGAUCCAAAUUCUUCCUCUAGUGGGUUCUGCGUUUUCUCUUUGAGAUACCUGACAUCACUAGAGAGACCAGCGUUUGCUUCUCGUCAGGAGUGGGUGUUAUCUAAAGGCAGCCGCUGCCCAGUUGUGUCUCAGAGUAAUUGCUUCGAAGCCCAUGGGUAGUGUGGAAGGACCCCAGAGGGGGAACCUGUGUUUAAAAGUACCACGCUUGACAGGCUCGGUCUGCUCUGAAUGUUGCACCUUAGCCAACGUUCUAGUUGGGGACUUAAAAUGGACGUUUGAUUUAGUAUUUUCUUUUAAAGUGUGCUUUUCUUAUCAAACAAAACUUCAGCUGAAAGGUUUCUGUUUUUUAGCUUUUUUUUAAAGCAGAACGUCAUUAAUCUCUGAAAUCAGUUUGUUUAUGAUUGUGUGAGAAUUGUCAGCAGCUGCUGUAACUGCUCAGCCGUUUGUCUUGGCACCCCCGUGACUCCCUUACGGUGGAAACCUCAGUGAAGAGGUUGAGGGGGGUGGGCGCUUAAUCCCACUGGAAGGGUUGUGAAGGAAUGAGGGUUUUGGGUGCUUCAUCGUUCUAUAAGAUUUGACUUUGUACGUAUUUUAUUGGGGAUCUCAGCUGAGUGUACCUUUUGUAGUCUGUUUUCAUUCUUUAAAGUUGACAACUUGAAAUCUUAAAAGGGAAUGCGAGUCCCACAGGAGAGUACUUUCUCCUCUUUGCCUCUCCUCUCCCACAUUAAUUGGAUGUGUGAAAAAUUCUUAUGCAGGAGUGUGCAUUCCUAUCCUCAAGCCUCACCUCCUCGGCUAUUUUUAUUUUUAACCAGUCUUUUACCAUCCCGCUAAAACUUGCUGCAGAAUUUCCCAUGCACUUUUAUCCUAUGUCAACUGUGACAGUGUAGUUCUGGGUGUUGGCCACUAAGUGGCUCUGCAGGGUAAAUUUCAGAAGGCCCUUCCACAGCCCCAUAUCCAGCUGGCUUGUUUCUGGAUGCCACCUGACCAUUUGUUGGUGUUUUGCAAAUACAAAACUGUUAAAAACACCUUUUCAAAAGCUUCUCCCAGAUGCGUUCCCAGGUGGUGUCUCUGCCUCAGUGAUGAGAUCAAUCAAAACUGUCCUCUAAAUCCAAUUGAUUCUAAAGCAUUUGGCAACAGGGAAGAUGAGGAGCAGAUUCCUCCUGUCUCGUUUUAUUUUGAAUUGCCCCCAUGUCCUGUGUAUCUAACACUGUUAGAGAUGUUGUACCACUGUGCUUCUGCUUUUCACAGAAGCUAGAGGGUAGAUCCUGCUCUCUGGUAUUUCUUGUAGCCCUGCUAAUUUCCUCCACAAACCGGAGCUAAUUUCCAUCUGAAAGCAUGGAAUAAGAUGUUGGGGGGGAAUACGCAGUCAGGUCAUCUCCCCAAAAGGGUGAACAGCCAGCUUUGUCCUCUCUGCAUUGUAAUUGAUGUGCCACACUCUUGACCUGGUGAAAGGUGCAUUCUAAAGUAGGCUACUCCUGCAGCAACAUGCCCUUCCAUUUGGGAGCGAUGCACAUCUGUUGCGGGGGCAUACCCUUCCCACUCAGGAUAAGAGGCAACACAGGAGCUGCUGGAAUGUGGUGUUUACUGGUCACUUUUAUGUCCAUUGAGAAACCUCCAAAAGGUUCUUCGAGCAGCAGGAUAAAUCACUUAGUCAUGGCAUCUCCUUUAUCAGCAGGCAGCUGCUUGGAGCUGGAAAUUGCAUUCAUGUUUUUAUCGGGCAAGGACACGGGGUCCCAGAGGUUGUUGCUGGUAACCUCGCCCUCCUCGCUGCCCUUCCGUGGUGCGCAUUUCCUGGCAAGGGCCCACCCCGCUGCUUUAAACACCACCCUCGGGGCACUGCCACCAGAUGACAGUGGGUGGAGGGAACGGGUGGCACUUGGGUGACCUUUCUCAGCUGAACUGGAGCUGCCCAGGGAGAGGCUGGUUUUCGCAUCCUUCCUUGACCUUGCAAGAGGGAAUGAGAGAGGUGCUUGGGGGCUGUGGAGGGAAGCCUGCUGUUGGGUCUCUGUUGUUCGGGGGAGGCAUUCCAUUCAGACCCAGACAAUCUUUAUUUUCAUAAUCUAUGUAUAUGCGAUGGGGCUGGGUUUAACCCGUCUGCCUGAUCUUGAUGCAGAUUUCUGCUUUAUUUAUGUUUCUGUUCUGAGGUGAAGAAUUUGUUCUGCCUCCUUUUCUGUUGAUUUGUAGAAAAUGAAGUUUGACAAUUUUCUGUACAUAUCUUUGAAAGAAAAAAAUAUUGUCUGUAAACUUUGAAAUGACAAGUUGUUUUAUACGGUAUUGUAAAGAGCUUGUACAAUA